ACUGGGAAAGAUGUCAGCGAUCGCCAUACGCGCCUUGACGCCGGACGACUUCGAGGAGGUCGAGGCCUUCCUUGCCGUGCACUUCUUCAAGCAGGAGCCGCUGAUGCUGAUCCCGCAGGCCGAUCCCAACCAGAGCAAAGUAACACCGGCAGAAUCGGAGCUGCACCGCUCCCUCUUGUCGCAGGGCCUGUCGCUGGCGGCCAUCGAUCGGAGCAGCGGUGACCGCAUUGUGGGCGUGGUCUUGGCCGGUGAGAUGGUGCCCGAGGACCUGGAGCGAGAGUUCCAGGAGGUCGAGCAGAAGGAGGUCAAGUGCCUGCUGGACAAGAUCCACAAAUUCCUGGCUGGCAUCGAGAGACGGGCCAAUAUUUUCAAGCAUUACGGCGUCGAGCGGGCCCUGUACCUCUACAUGCUCGGCGUGGACACCUCUGUACGUCGCCAGGGAGUCGGAUCCCGGCUGGUGGCCGCCACUAUCGAGUUGGGCCGCGAGCGGGGCUACCCUGUGAUGGCCUCCACCUGCACCAACCUUCACUCCACGCGCCUCAUGACCGCCCUGCAUAUGGAGUGUGUGCUCUCGCAGAAUUACGCAGACUACAAGGACGAGCGAGGCGAAGUCAUCCUGCGGCCAGGAGAACCGCAUACCAAGGCCAGUGUCGUGGGCAUUCGACUGUAAAGACAGCAGGGCAACGCACCAAAGAAACCACAUAGCUAAGUAGGCAAUGGAAUGGAGGGUUGAUAGAGGGUUUUAAUUUAAGAGAGCAAAGUUAAUUCCUAGCACAAAGAAUAAACUUGUUAGUGGUAAUAUUUUCUUUAGUAAAGGUGCUAUGCAUUAUCAGUAAUAGACAAUUUUUUUAGAAUUUAAUACUACAAGACUUCUUCUUAUCUGGGGCAAUGAUUGAUAUACCGCAGCUUUUGACUAGGGCAACACCAACUACACUUGUUGAGAGCUUUGCUUAUCUCUUAAUAUUGUGUUUUUUAAAAGAAUUGCUUGGCAAAAUGUUAAAAAUUUAAAUAGGAGCAGAAUUUACUAAUGAAGGCUUCAGAAAAAAUAUAAUGAUAAUAAUGAAAAUAUAUCAAGAAAAUUAUAAAUAAAUUUGUAUUCUUAAAGUUUGUAUAUAACCAAGCAAGCAUCCUAA
Drosophila kikkawai is the source of this 1133-nucleotide messenger RNA. It is a transcript of the gene AANATL2, whose product is annotated as Arylalkylamine N-acetyltransferase-like 2. Gene Ontology annotation, molecular function: N-acetyltransferase activity. Lineage: Eukaryota; Metazoa; Arthropoda; Insecta; Diptera; Drosophilidae. The record is from RefSeq and is a predicted model, not a curated record.